AUGGUUUCCUUUGACCAGAAUGGGGAGAUAGUAGCCGGAUUUGAUGUCUACAACUGGAUUGUUUUUUCAAACCAAUCCUUUAAAAGAGUGAAAGUGGGGAAGAUGGACCCCCAGGCUCCUCCAGACCAAGCAUUCACUAUCAAGGAGGAUGCCAUAACAUGGCAUAACUGGUUUAACCAGACACAGCCUAACUCUGUAUGUACCGAUAGUUGCCUUCCUGGUUCUAGCAAGAAAGUGAAACAAGGAGAGCCAUUUUGCUGCUAUGACUGCACACCUUGUCCACAAGGGAAGAUUUCAGGCGAGGAGGACAUGAAUGACUGCUAUGAAUGUGAAGAUGAAAAGUAUCCAAACAAACAUCGGAAUUUAUGUAUUCCCAAAGAUAGAACUUUCUUGUCUUAUGAAGAACCUUUGGGAAUCAGUUUAGCCUCUUUUGCUUUUUUCUUUGCUUUCAUUACGGCACUGGUACUAGAAAUAUUUGUGAAGCACAGGGACACUCCUGUUGUGAAAGCCAACAACCGGGACCUCACCUACGCUCUGCUCAUCUCCCUCCUGCUUUGCUUCCUUUCUGCAUUACUGUUCAUCGGAUAUCCGUACAAGGUGGCAUGUCUCCUCCGACAAACUGCUUUUGGCAUCAUCUUCUCAGUGGCUGUUUCUUGUGUGCUGGCAAAAACCAUCACUGUGGUUCUGGCUUUCAUGGCCACAAAACCAGGAUCCAGGAUGAGGAAGUGGGUGGGGAAGGGACUGGCAAACUCUAUUGUCCUCUCCUGUUCCCUUAUCCAAGCACUCAUCUGCACUCUGUGGCUGGUGAUCUCUCCUCCAUUCCCUAAUGCUGAUAUGAAGUCAGUGGUUGAAGAAAUUGUACUGGAGUGCAAUGAGGGGACGGUGACCUUCUUUUACUGUGUCUUGGGCUACAUGGGCUUCCUAGCUAUUGUCAGUUUAACUGUGGCCUUCCUUGCCCGGAAAUUACCUGACAGUUUCAAUGAAGCCAAGUUCAUCACUUUCAGCAUGUUGGUCUUUUGCAGUGUUUGGUUAUCCUUUGUUCCUACCUACUUGAGCACAAAGGGGAAAUACAUGGUGGCUGUGGAGAUCUUCUCUAUCUUAGCCUCCAGUGCUGGCUUGUUGGGUUGCAUCUUUUCUCCCAAAUGUUACAUUAUUUUGCUGAGACCUGAACUGAAUGAUAGGGAUCUUUUAAUUAGAAGGAAGUCUUGA
Molecule: messenger RNA, 1209 nt
Organism: Podarcis raffonei (Aeolian wall lizard)
Lineage: Eukaryota; Metazoa; Chordata; Lepidosauria; Squamata; Lacertidae
Product: vomeronasal type-2 receptor 26-like
Exons: 3
Coding region: 1-1209 (402 amino acids)
Biological process (GO): G protein-coupled receptor signaling pathway
Cellular component (GO): membrane
Molecular function (GO): G protein-coupled receptor activity
Source: RefSeq, a predicted model, not a curated record